AUGGGGACUCAAAAGAAGGAAAAACAAAGGAGAAUCAGACAGAAUGAUACCAAGGACGGUAAUCUUCGUGUCAAAGGUGAGAACUUUUACCGCGAUGCCAAAAAGGUCAAGAAACUUAGUAUGUACAAGCAAGGAAGAGCAGUUCGUAAUGCCAAGGGAGACAUUAUCAAAGCAGCCGAUCUUCAGAGCACCGAUGUUCCUACCGCAAGGGUUGACCCCAAUAGGAAAUGGUUUGGGAAUACUAGGGUUAUAGCGCAGGAUGCAUUAUCGCAUUUUAGAGAGGCUAUGGGGGAUAAGAAAGACGAUUCAUAUCAGGUGCUCUUGAAGAGAAAUAAGCUUCCCAUGUCUUUACUUGAUCAAGACAAAACGGAGAGCCCUACUGCCAAGAUUGUUGAGACUGAGUCAUUUGCAUCUACAUUUGGGCCAAAGCAGCAACGUAAAAAGCCAAGAAUUGCAGCAUCGUCGUUGGAAGAUUUAAUGACCGCGGCAGAGAAUGAUUCAACUACUUAUGAGGAGAAGAUUGAACUUGAUCAGACCAUGGGAUUAAUGGGAGACUCGAUUUUGGAUAAAGAUGACUUUACCCAGGAGGCAAAGGAAGCCAUCUUUCACAAAGGACAGAGUAAAAGAAUCUGGAAUGAGUUGUAUAAAGUUAUUGACUCAAGUGAUGUCAUUUUGCAAGUUUUAGAUGCUAGGAACCCCUUGGGCACCAGAUGUGAAAGAAUUGAGAAAUAUAUCAAACAAGAAUGUCCGCAUAAACAUCUUGUAUUUGUGGUUAACAAGACGGAUUUGGUACCCACAUGGGUUGCAGCCGCCUGGAUGAAGCACUUGUCUAGUUCAUACCCAACGAUUGCAUUUCAUGCAUCGAUAAAAAACAGUUUUGGGAAGGGAUCAUUGAUCUCGCUACUUCGGCAAUUUGCAACCUUGCAUAAGGACAGAAAAUCAAUCAAUGUUGGUGUCAUUGGGUUCCCAAAUACUGGAAAGAGUUCUAUAAUCAACACCAUUGUCGGGAAAAAGGCAUGCAUUGUAGCUCCAAUCCCGGGUGCAACGAAAGUAUGGCAAUAUGUCAAGGUCACUUCAUCGAUAAAUAUCAUUGAUUCUCCAGGAGUCGUACCGUCAGAAUCAGGUGACUCCGAUGCCGAUCUUUUGCUACGUGGUGUAGUUAGAGUUGAAAAAGUCAAGGCCCCAGAACAGUACUUGUCAGAGGUUUUAAAGAUUGUUCCUAAAAAGUACAUUGCCAGAACCUAUGGACUCAAGGAAUCAGAAUGUGGAGAAAACUUGUUGGAAACACUUGCAGUGAAAAGUGGUCGUUUAUUGAAAGGUGGUGAGGCAGAUGAAAGUUCUGUGGCCAGAAAGAUUAUCGAAGAUUUUAUUCGUGGUAAACUUCCUUGGUUUUUAGAACCGCCACAGGAUGAAGAAGUUCGUACUGGUGAGGAUAAGAAAGCCGGGUAUAAAAAGAGGAAAGCUGAGGAUUGA
Molecule: messenger RNA, 1473 nt
Organism: Lodderomyces parapsilosis
Lineage: Eukaryota; Fungi; Ascomycota; Pichiomycetes; Serinales; Debaryomycetaceae
Gene: NOG2
Product: putative GTPase
Exons: 2
Coding region: 1-1473 (490 amino acids)
Cellular component (GO): nucleolus
Molecular function (GO): GTP binding
Source: RefSeq, a predicted model, not a curated record